Messenger RNA from Rotaria sordida, 1938 nucleotides. The record is from the annotation of a GenBank genome assembly. NCBI's taxonomy places the organism in Eukaryota, Metazoa, Rotifera, Eurotatoria, Philodinida, Philodinidae.
AUGCUUUCUCGUUCAACACAAUUUCUUCAACAAUUAACAACAAUAAAUUCACGUCGAAAUUUAUCAUUUAAACAAUUCAAUCAAAUAAAACCUAUUAUUAAUCGAAAUCUUGCUUGGUUUUCUGGGCAAUCACGCAAGGACACUUUUGGUGGAAAAUUAAAACGACGUUUAAAAAAUUUUUUCGUUAUUACUGUUGUUGGUCUCGGUACAUAUUAUGGUUAUCGUAGUUAUCGUCGCUAUCGAUGGUUUAAUGAUAUGAGUGAUUCUGAUAAGACUUCUGGUACUAAACCACGUGUUGUUGUACUUGGAACAGGUUGGAGUGCUGUACCACUUUUAAAACAUAUUGAUACUCAGAAAUAUGAAGUUGUUUGUGUAUCACCACGUAAUUAUUUUUUAAUGACACCAUUAUUACCAUCUGUUAGUGUUGGUACAGUUGAAACCCGAACAGUAAUUGAAUCAAUUCGUUCACUUAUUGGACCACGUGUUAAAUUUAUUGAAUCACAUUGUAUUAAUGUAGAUCCAAAAGCAAAAAUUAUAACAUGUAUUAGUGAUGGAGAACAAACAGUAGCACGUGGUGAUAAUGUUAAAGCAGUAAUUGCACCAUCAGGACGUACAGAUGGUGCAUCAUCAAGAAUAAUUAAAGAUUCAGCUCGAGUUCGACCUGAAUUUCAAAUGAAAUAUGAUAUACUUGUUGUUGCUAUUGGAUCAGAAAAUAAUACAUUUAAUACUCCUGGUGUUGAAGAACAUGCACAUUUUCUUAAAGAACUUCUUGAUGCUCGACGUAUACGUUCAGCAAUUAGUGAUGCUUUUGAAUCAGCUAUGACACCAACACAAACAGUAGAAGAAAGAAAACGUCUUCUACAUUUUGUUAUUGUUGGAGGUGGACCAACAGGUGUUGAAUUUGCUGCCGAACUUGCCGAUUUAGUUCGUGAAGAUCUACAAACUUAUUUUCCACGUCUUGUUGCUAAUGAUGUAAAAAUAACAUUAAUUGAAGCACUUGAUCAUAUUUUAUCAAUGAUGGAUAAACAAAUAAGUGAUUAUACUGAAAGACAUUUUCAUCGUGAAAAUAUUGAUGUAUUAAUGAAUACAUUUGUUAAAGAAGUUAAACAACGUGAAGUUAUUAUACAAUUAAAAGAUUCCAAUGAACUUAAAAGUCUUCCAUGUUCAGUUGUUGUUUGGGCAACUGGAAUUAAAGCUCGAUCAUUAACAAAUAAACUUCGAGAAAUAAUUGGUUUAAAUAUUCAAAGCAAUCGUAUGGGUCUUCUUACUGAUCAAUAUUUACGUGUAAAAGGUAUUGAUGAUGGUUCAAUAUUUGCUCUUGGUGAUUGUGCUACAAUUCAAACACCAAAAUUAGUUGAUCGUAUUCAAUCAUUAUUUGAAGAAGCUGAUACAGAACAUCGAAGUGCACUUGAUCUUCAACAAUUUCGAACAUUAGUUGAAAAGAAAAUUACUGAAUUUCCACAACUUGAAAUAUUUUCCAAGAGUGUCGAAAAGGCAUUCACAGAAGCUGAUAAAGAAAAGUCUGGUUAUUUAACACUUGCUGCACUUCGUUCAACUCUUGAAAAAGCUGAUCAUAAAAUUCGUGCAUUACCAGCAACAGCUCAAGUUGCAUCUCAAGAAGGUCGUUAUGUAGCUGAUUUACUUAAUCAAUUAACUGAUACACAAUUAAAUCAUUUUGAACAACAAAAUCUAAAACCAUUCCGAUAUAAACAUAUGGGUUCAUUAGCAUAUGUUGGUGGUGAUGAAGCAGUAGUUGAUUUUACUGGUUCAAAACCACUUCUUGAUAUAUUUAAAUUAAAACCAAUGUCAGGUCGUAGUGCUGCUUAUUUAUGGAAAUCAUUUUAUCUUACUGAAAUGUUUACUGGACGAACGAAAACAUUGCUUGCAUUUGAUUGGGUUCGUACUCAUGUAUUUGGACGUGAUAUUAGUCGAUAUUAA